UCAGUUUCGGAGGAUGAUCGAGUUAUGGUUGGCUCAGGACGUGACGAUGCUAGCGAUGGACGAACUUGUGGGAGUAAGGAUGCGCUGACAGAUGCAACUCGUCCGAACAAAGAUGCGCCCGAAGGCCAUCAGAAUCCUGAACUUUUCGCCUACGCCGAAGCUCCGACACAGCAAAUUUCGGUAAUAGAUGGGAAUUCACCUCCUCAGGAUGAGUAA
Strongylus vulgaris is the source of this 216-nucleotide messenger RNA. The record is from the annotation of a GenBank genome assembly. Lineage: Eukaryota; Metazoa; Nematoda; Chromadorea; Rhabditida; Strongylidae.